Molecule: messenger RNA, 666 nt
Organism: Brenthis ino (lesser marbled fritillary)
Lineage: Eukaryota; Metazoa; Arthropoda; Insecta; Lepidoptera; Nymphalidae
Source: the annotation of a GenBank genome assembly
AUGUUGAAGCUAUCAAUACUCUAUGCUCUAUCGAUCGCCCUGUGUUGUGCAACGCCGAGCUGCCAUGAAUUGCACCAAUCACAGUUGGCAUCACUUAAUGAUCGGAUGACACAAAUGAUCAAUUCAUUGUACACCUCACCCAUAUCUGCCAAAACUCAGCCGCCAUCAACGCCCCAAUCGAGUUCGAAUGCCACGCCCAGCGACUACACUUAUGAUACCUCAUACUAUCACUACCCAUAUGUUGCACCACAAGUUAUAUAUGUAUCUCCACCUAUGCCCUAUCUGCCACCUACACCAAAUAUUCCUCUAGCACCCACAAAAGCACCAAGUUACUACCCUCACAUUCCAGAGUAUCCUGAAUUACCUAAGCCAACAUGGUCACAUUAUUACGAUCAGUAUCCAUCUCCUCCUGCUACAUAUCCAUCAGCUCCUGUUCCUUAUCCAUCAUCUCCUCAAUUAGCGCCACCUGCUUCUCCAUAUCCGCCACCCCCUAGCCCUUACUUACCUUCUCCAAUACCUACUCCAUAUCCCCAUUAUUCAUAUUCUUGGGAUAACUAUCCUGAAUAUCCUAAACCAGUGUAUCCGCCCCCUCCCCCGGUAUACCCUCCCGUACCAUCAUAUCCGUCGUUUUAUCCAAGACAACCUGAUAUGCCGCCUUAUUAUGUU